Effrenium voratum is the source of this 1180-nucleotide messenger RNA. The record is from the annotation of a GenBank genome assembly. NCBI's taxonomy places the organism in Eukaryota, Dinophyceae, Suessiales, Symbiodiniaceae.
AGGGCACCAUCGCGAGCCACUGAUUGUGGUGGUAGACACUCGGCAGCUCACUGUGAUCAAGUCGCAGCUUCACCAUGGACAAGUACCGCAAGGUGAUGAAGCCGAAGGAGGAGAUCCAGAAGUCUGACGAGGAGAUCCGUGUGACCGCUGCCGGCAGCGUGUCUGCGUACGUUUCACGUUCGGCCACCGUGUUCAAUGAGCUCAAGAAGCCCUAUGUGAUCGUGCAAGCCACUGGAAAUGCUCUGACCAAAGCAGUCACCGCUGCAGAGGUCAUCAAAAGGCGAUUCAAGGGCCUGCACCAAAUCACAGAGCUGAAAACCGUUGAGAUCGUCGACGAGUAUGAGCCGCUGGAGGAAGGACUGGACAAGGUUACAGAUGUCCGUCACGUCUCCGUGAUCGAGAUCAAGCUUUCAAAGGACCCCUUGGACACAAGUGACAAAGGGUACCAACCGCCUUUGGACGAGAGCCUGGUGAAAGAAUUUGACCCAGAGGACAUGGUGCGCGGGCGCGGCCGCGGCCGCGGCUUGGGCAAGGGCCGUGGCAAGGGCAGCGGCCGCGGGAAGGGAAGCAAGGGCAAGGGCAAGGGCAAGGGCAAGGCUGAGGAGAAGGGAUCGAAGGGCAAGGGAUCCAAAGGCAAGAGCAAAGGCAAAAGCUCCAAGGGCAAGUAUGACGACGAUUACGCCUCUCCAUCCAAGGGCAAGGGCAAGGGCAAGGGAAAGAGCAAGAGCAAGAGCAAGUACGACGACGACGAGCCCAAGGGCAAGGGCAAAAAGGGCGGAAAGGGGAAGUCCAAGAGCAACUCCUGGGAGGACUCUUACUCCGCCCCGGCCAAGUCCAAGGGCAAGGGAUCGUGGGGUGGCCAGAGUCGAUCCUACGACUACUACAACAGUUACGAGGACAAGAGCUACGGCAGCGGCAAGGGCUAUGGCAACAGCAAGGGGUGGGGAAAGAGCUCCUACAACGACUACAGCAGCAAAGGCACAGGGUCCGGCAAGGGCAAGAGCAGCAAGGGCGGCUACUAUUAAAGGAGGUGUUCGCUGCCUCGCGAUUUCGCCGUGACCAACCAGAAGUUCCCCGUGCUGACCAGCUGGUAUCUUUUUUGCAAGCGUAGACAUCCCGUAUCUCUCCAGAACCUUGCAAGCAUGGCUGGUCCCUGAAAAGGUGUCCUAAUUUGUUCCCC